GCGCAAUGUUCUCGCCGCUUAGUUCCCGUUGAAGCGAGAGGCAGCACGCAAGUCAAUUCGCUCGCUGCUGCUGCCGCACUUCCUCACGCCGGGGUUUUGGCAGCGAAUGUCCGCGGUCAUCGAGUGUGGGCACGCGCCGCCACCUCUCAGCACGAUGGGCGCGCUGGUCUGUCGGAGCCGAGAACCCGCCGAACCGGGCACCACCAUCCUGGUGGAUUCGCCCGAGCUUUGGGCCAAGCCCGCCUCGGCAGCGUCGCGGGGCCAGGCCGGCCGGCUGCCUUGGCACCGGACGCGGCGGGCCAAGCCCAGCGGCGCCGCCUCAGUGGUGUCUCCCACGGGCGACAACUGCCCGUGCUGCUGCGCGGGAGCCGCGGCCGCCGCCAAGCUGCAGCAGCCGGAGGUGGCGUCCCUCGAGAGACCCGAGUCGCCGCCGAACAAGAUCAGCUUCUCGCGAAGCGCGUGGGAGACGUCCCCGGUGCUCGACAAGCCGAGCUCCGUGCGCGAGGAGCCGCUGUACGUGGAAGAGGCCACCGACCUGCUCACGGACACCGAGCAGCAGUGCCAAUUCGCCUUCUCGGGCAGCGACGACGUCACCCAGGUGGAGGAGAUGACGGAGAACAGUGGCGAGCCGUGCACCUUCUGCACGCUGUACCCGGAGGGCGCGCUGACGGCGGCCACCGACGACGACCUGAAGGGCGCCGCCGAGCGACUGUGCGCGCUCUACCCGGGCACCGGCCGCCCUGCGGGCGCGGCCGACGAGCCGUGCAGCCUCUGCCUCCUGUUCCCGUCCGACGGCGUCGUGGCGCAGCGCGACGAGGAGCCCAGGGCGCUCGACGACGGCUGGUCCAACCUCGACGAAGAGGUUACCAUCAUGGUGGACAGGGUGUCCAGCCUCAGCUCCAUCGUGGAGGAGAAGCUCCGCGUCAAGAACAAGACGAGGCAAGACGUGUGGAAAGGGACAUUCGGCAUCUACGUGCAUCACGCCAAGGACGGCACGAAGAAGAUCAUCAUACGCGAUGGCUGGACGUCCUACCAUAUCCAAGGUUCUUGGUUUUUCGCUGAUAUGCUGGAAACUUCUUUUGCAAGCUUUCGGCUACGGAUACCACUAUGUGCACUGGGUAGCCAGCGGUAGCCAGGCGUUCUACCUGUUGUCCUAGCAUUUCUCAAAUUUUGUGCGGACAGGACUUUCAAGAGCGUUAACUAUACACAGUGCGCCUGUCCAUGUCUUAUUUAUUGUGCCUAAAACCAUUUCUAAAAGCCAUGUACCAACCAUCCCGGCAGUAGACUUUACUAAACUAUACACAGGUUUACUACACCGCGUUUCACCAGUUUAGAAUGAGCUGAGCUAAAUGUAAAGAGGGGUUUAUUGCUUCGUGGACCUAAAUAUUUAAAAUAUCUGACUUCAGCCAAAGGUAUGUUAUUUAUACAGUACGGAACGUUAGAGUUGGAAUGUUUCCGAGUGAAAAAGAUUACUUUUUAUUAAAUUAACUCAUAUUAGACAAGUGGCCAUGCACAAAUUAUUGAUAAGAUCAAGGCCGCUUUGAAUUAUCAAGUGUUCAUUGGUACUAGCAAUUCUCCGGUAAAUUAUGGAGUCUUCAGCGAAAAUACGCAUUAAGGAUAUGUUCUUAGGUAGGUCAUAUAUACAAAGAAAAAAAAAGAAGAGAUGCAGACCAGACUCAUAUGUCGUGAUUUACGUGGAGCGAAGCUUUAGUGAAGUGGUAAUUUAAAUGCUCUACAACUAACAGUGAUGCGGACAAUUUUGGUUAGUUUCAUUUUAUGCAACGUGUUAUCUUGCGCAAUGGUUAUGUUUAUCCACAACAAAGGUCACAAGUUUAUCCUCAUGCAACGUUUAUGUUUAUGCACUAUACACCGCUCACGAGGUAUGCCGAAAGGCAAACACCAUAUCAGAGGGGUGCACAUUGUGAGACGUCUACGAAAGUAUGCCACGAGGACGAACGUGGUCUAUUUCGCUUUUCGAGGGAGGAAUGGCAAUGACAGGUGCAUGUACAAACAAAAUCAACGUAUUAAUGAUUAUGUACCUCUUGUGUCACAGUGGCACAUACUAACUGUGGAGGAUUGACCAAGAAUGGCACACACCCAGUAGCGUAUACCAAGUGGCGAAAUAAAAGAAAAGAAAGUAAAUCAAAGAC
Dermacentor albipictus is the source of this 2150-nucleotide messenger RNA. NCBI's taxonomy places the organism in Eukaryota, Metazoa, Arthropoda, Arachnida, Ixodida, Ixodidae. The record is from RefSeq and is a predicted model, not a curated record.